Messenger RNA from Habropoda laboriosa, 1014 nucleotides. RefSeq names its product type 1 phosphatidylinositol 4,5-bisphosphate 4-phosphatase. The record is from RefSeq and is a predicted model, not a curated record. The transcript has 6 exons. Gene Ontology annotation, molecular function: phosphatidylinositol-4,5-bisphosphate 4-phosphatase activity. NCBI's taxonomy places the organism in Eukaryota, Metazoa, Arthropoda, Insecta, Hymenoptera, Apidae. Gene Ontology annotation, biological process: phosphatidylinositol dephosphorylation. Gene Ontology annotation, cellular component: lysosomal membrane; phagocytic vesicle membrane; late endosome membrane. The coding region runs from base 262 to 1014 and encodes 250 amino acids.
UAUUAUUGAGUAACAGGGUAGCCAACAUAUGAAAUUUUUGAAGCGGUUACAGAAUUCCUAAACCAAUCCGUUAAAGAUCUGCGAUGUAUUAAUACGUUGUAUAUCCCUUCGAAAGAACGGUUUCUGUUCUAUAAAGAUAAAACCGUGGAGGGUGUUAGAAAAAUUUGUAUUUUGUCAUCCUUGUCAUCGGAGCACCGGGAGGACUGUCAAACACUACUUGAAAUAAAUUGCUGUCGUUAAGGGAUAAAUUAAUAGAUCAACAUGGGAGACGGGAAGAAGGAUGAGCGGCAACCGUUGUUAAAAAAUGAAAAUGCCAAUUAUAAUUCACACAGCAGCGAUGACGCGCUGUCAAUUGUCAGUACAAUACCUCAAAUAGGCCCUGAUGAACUACCACCUCUGUAUGAAGCAGUCGAACAUAGUACUAUGCCUAUGGUUACUUGCAGAGUUUGUCAGGGUAUGAUAGAUAUAUAUGGUAAAAGAGAUCAACAUGUUGUCAAAUGUCCUCAGUGCAAUGAAGCUACACCAAUACGAAAUGCACCACCAGGAAAGAAAUAUGUCCGUUGCCCGUGCAAUUGUUUAUUAAUAUGUAAGAGUUCUUCACAACGUAUUGCUUGUCCAAGGCCAAACUGUAAACGUAUUAUUAAUCUUGCUCCAAGUCCAAUUACACCACCUGUUUUGACUAUGCCUGGUAUGUGUAGGGUAGGCUGUGCUCAUUGUCAUGAUACAUUUUUGUUUAACACUUUGAAUAAUGCAUUGGCACGAUGUCCACAUUGUCGAAAAAUAUCUUCUGUUGGUCCAGACUUUGCUAGAGGUCGAGGUAUUGUAUUCAUCAUUCUUGGAAUAAUAGCCUUAAUAAUUGCAAUAGGUGUGACUGUUGGAACACACACACAUGCGAAAACUAGUGGUGGACUGUAUGUAGCUUAUGUUGGUGCAUUUCUCCUGGCACUUUUGUGCUUAGGACGCAGCAUUUAUUAUUGUACAAUGAAAAUUAGUUUGUUAGAAGGUCCCAUGUAG